Phialemonium atrogriseum is the source of this 1351-nucleotide messenger RNA. RefSeq names its product Alpha/Beta hydrolase protein. The record is from RefSeq and is a predicted model, not a curated record. NCBI's taxonomy places the organism in Eukaryota, Fungi, Ascomycota, Sordariomycetes, Cephalothecales, Cephalothecaceae. Bases 1 to 1221 code for a protein of 406 amino acids. The transcript is spliced from 6 exons. Gene Ontology annotation, molecular function: dipeptidyl-peptidase activity.
AUGGAAACAAACCCAACCAGAGACCUCCUUCAGGUAUUCGAGGACAAAGAAAACGGCCUGGAAUUUAUGAAGAACGUGUCCAUACCCCUCAAAGAUUCCUCGCUACCCAUCAGAGCCAACAUCUGCCUCCCACUACCUACACACACUCGGCGCCGGGUACCCCGCAUACCCUACGAGGCCUUCCACAAGGCCACCUUCGACGAGGCCAACCCCGAGCACACGUCCAAAUACUCGGCAUGGGAGACCCCUUAUCCCGUGGCCUGGACAGGGGCGAGCUACGCCGUCGUGCGUGCGGAUGAGCGCGGCCUCGGCCAGAGCCCGGGCUAUCUGGGCACCAUGAUCCAGGGCACGAGCGAGUGCUUCUCCGACGUGGUCGAGUGGUGCGCCGAGCAGCCGUGGUCGACGGGGCAAGGUCGGCAUGGCGGCAUCUAUUCGAAAAGAUUUAUUGAGAUCUGGGGGACCUUCCAAGAGGACGACUUGGCGGCCAAUCUUAGGGACCAGGCAAGGGAUAAUGAGGCGAACCGAUUCAGGGGUGACGAUUACUACAGAGGAUACACCCACGCAGGCUCGAAAUUCAAGUACCUGCGCUUCAUCGCGGGCCGCUACGACUUGCCCUUCUACUACCGAGACGAAGUUGAGGCCGAGAAAAGCUUCCUGGACGCCUUCCUCAAAGACCAGGACACGGUUGGCUGGAGUGUGCCCGAAAGCUAUUAUCUGAACGCUGAUCAGAGUCUAGCCAUGACCAAGUUACCGUCGGAACCGACAAAGCUGUCUUACAAGGCUCUUGGUAGGAUACAUCAACCAGAGCUGAUAUCAUUCACAACUCCGCCCUUCGAGGAGGAAACGGAGGUCACUGGCCACAUCGUCGCGCACCUGAAUUUCUCUAUAGCACCGGAAAACCCAGCAAACGAGUCAGACAUCGACCCGUCUUCUACACCGGCACUUGCCGGCGAUCUGGUCCCUCUCUGUAAAGGUUGGCUGAGGGUCAGCACCGGGAAGGUCCACACCAAGGAUCCGAAACAUAGGCCAUGGGUGCCGCACCGGGAAUACCUGUCGACGGACGUCCUCCUAGUGCGGGCGGGCGAGAUAUACGGCGCCGACGUGGAACUAUGGCCUACGAAUGCGGUGGUCGACCAAAGGGGGUGGAUCGUGUUUGAAGUCAGCAGUGGCGAUACCCAAGGAUGCUGGAUCAUCCAACACGUUUCCGACAUUGACCGGUAAGUUAUUACACUCUUCCUUCCAUUCACUCAUCGAAUUCUCGCCCUGGCUUGAGCUCUGACUCGUUGUAUGCCAUCUUCGAAAUUCGCUGGUGUAAAUCAUGUCCACUUUGGGGGGGAUAUGGAGAACUUUG